Molecule: messenger RNA, 1512 nt
Organism: Tripterygium wilfordii
Lineage: Eukaryota; Viridiplantae; Streptophyta; Magnoliopsida; Celastrales; Celastraceae
Product: glutathionyl-hydroquinone reductase YqjG
Exons: 6
Coding region: 122-1198 (358 amino acids)
Cellular component (GO): cytoplasm
Molecular function (GO): glutathione transferase activity
Source: RefSeq, a predicted model, not a curated record
UGAGGCGAUAACCGGUUUAACCGGAAGUUGAAGUUUUGAGUUUUCUUCCUUUGGAUUUUGGCAGGUGAUUGGAAUACAAAAUAGAAAACAUUGAACAUAGACGCUACUUUGUUAAUGGCGAAUGUUUGUUUCACGAAGCAGAGUUGACCUAUUGUUUGGCCCAAAGAAGAUCAACUCCUCGUUCGCUCUCCCGAUCUUUCCAUUCAAGUACUCCUUUAGAAUGGCUCGAUCCGCUGUUGAUGAAACAUCAGACAGUGGGGCUUUUAUGCGUACUGCUUCAACAUUUCGUAACUUCAUUUCUCAAGAUCCAAGUUCCCAAUUUCCUGCUGAGUCUGGCAGGUAUCAUCUAUAUAUAUCAUACGCUUGUCCUUGGGCAUCCCGAUGCCUUGCGUACUUGAAGAUUAAAGGACUUGACAAAGCCAUCAGUUUCACGUCUGUCAAACCCAUAUGGGAAAGAACGAAGGAAAGCGAUGAACAUAUGGGAUGGGUUUUCCCUACUUCAGCGACAGAGGAACCAGGAGCUGAACCUGACCCUUUGAAUGGCGCAAAAAAUAUCAGACAACUUUAUGAGCUUGCAAGUACCAACUACUCGGGGAAGUACACUGUACCUGUGCUGUGGGACAAGAAACUCAAGACGAUUGUUAGUAAUGAAAGUUCUGAGAUAAUCCGUAUGUUCAAUACUGAAUUCAAUGAUAUAGCUCAGAAUGCAGCUUUGGACCUAUAUCCUCCUCAAUUGCAAGCUCAAAUUAAUGAAACGAAUGAAUGGAUAUACAAUGCGAUUAAUAAUGGUGUUUAUAGAUGUGGUUUUGCAAGGAAGCAAGGGCCUUAUGAGGAGGCUGUGAAAGAGUUAUAUGAAGGCUUAGACAGGUGUGAGGAGAUACUUGGAAAGCAACGAUACAUCUGUGGAAACACAUUGACUGAAGCAGAUAUACGGUUAUUUGUCACCAUCAUAAGAUUUGAUGAGGUUUAUGCUGUACACUUCAAGUGCAACAAGAAACUACUAAGAGAGUUCCCAAAUCUGUUCAACUACACCAAAGACAUUUAUCAAGUACCUGGUAUGAGUAGUACUGUCAACAUGGAGCAUAUCAAGCGGCACUAUUAUGGAAGUCAUCCUUCUAUCAAUCCAUUUGGGAUCAUUCCUCUUGGCCCCAAUAUCGACUUUUCUUCUCCGCAUGACAGGGAGCGGUUUUCUGUCUAGAUGGGAUAUGUCGACAAACUAUGAAACAAAUGUCUUUUGAUUUUCAAGUUUGUCCUACUUUUCUGCUGAAAUAAAUGGCUGCUGAAGUUAUUGAAGAAAUGGGUCUUAGAUUGGGGUAAUAAGGGCAUGCUCAUAUGGAUUGCUGAAGUUUGUGUGCUAAACUAUUGUACUAUCUGUAUAAUGCCGGAUGUGUUCGUUUGUUGAUGCUUUGAGUGAUUUUAAGUGAAAGUUUGUUAUCGACAGUGUUAAGGUUCUUUUGCUUUGGUUUUUGACACAAAGCUCAAAUAACCAAUGCGAGUAAUUUUCUCUGCCUA